GGCAAGGUGAAUGUACAGGUGGACCUUAGUGAGAACGCAGUGCCGUUACCACAACCAAUAGCAUCAACCACUUUUCUGCGCAUGAGCCAGCCACUUGAUGAUCCCUCUGAACGAGCGGAAGGCCUUGACGCCGGAGUCGAGUAUUGUCUAAGCUUUGAGUUUGUGGUUCCUUGCGCGCUACCACUUCAAGCCUGCCAGCAUAGUUGUCGUCAUGGACAAGUACAUGAAGAACAUCUCUCCCUUCCGCCAAGUCUUGGAACACUAGGCCUCCGGAAGAAGUCAUUACAUGGCAAGGAUGAUAUGGCUCCUGAAACAGCCUCAGUUAUUUACCACAUAUCUCUCCGCAUAAGCAAGAAGUCUUUCAAGGCCGGGACAACAGCCCCCAUUGUGGAAUGGGAGCACCCGAUAAACAUUCGUCCGUUGCGUGUGGAGCGAGCACCGGUCCUCGUGCCACGGGAAAGCAAAUUCUAUUGCCUGCGGCGAGAAGUUGCAAUCACAAGGGGUUUUUCCAGAGCACUCCAGGGUGUUCUGUCAGCCCAAGCAGUCCAACCCACAGCGAUAGCACCAGGAAAGACUCCUUUUAGAAUGGUGCCCAUCGACCUGCAUUACAGAGCCCUAUCCGGUGCCCCUCCGCCAAAACUGUCAGCCAUCAAAGUCGAGCUCCAAGCGAUCACCCUCUUCGGCGCAAAGCCUUGGUCAGACUUUCCCGACUUGACCAAUCCGGUAACUUGGGGCCGCCACCAGAACCAUUAUAUAUACCCGGUGUCGUUAGCAGACAUGCAGCCCGGCCCUCUGAAGUGGCAGCCGAAGAGCACAGAUGAUGAGACCUCGCCGAGUUUCAGAUCCACAAUCCAGGUGCCCGUGGAGCUUCCUGGUGAUUUUGACUACCCCCCAACAUUCAGCCACUGCUUCAUCUCUCGGGUGUAUGCAUUGAGAGUCGAUAUCUGUUAUCGGGCCCCAGGUGCGUGGGGGAGAAGCAGAGUGUCAAUGACUGUUCCGCUGCAGAUAUUGUAG
This is a messenger RNA of Aspergillus fijiensis CBS 313.89, 1014 nucleotides long. Its product is annotated as arrestin domain-containing protein. The transcript has a single exon. The annotation marks the transcript as partial. NCBI's taxonomy places the organism in Eukaryota, Fungi, Ascomycota, Eurotiomycetes, Eurotiales, Aspergillaceae. The record is from RefSeq and is a predicted model, not a curated record.